Messenger RNA from Saccostrea echinata, 1694 nucleotides. Its product is annotated as methylthioribulose-1-phosphate dehydratase-like. Gene Ontology annotation, cellular component: cytoplasm. The record is from RefSeq and is a predicted model, not a curated record. Bases 54 to 746 code for a protein of 230 amino acids. NCBI's taxonomy places the organism in Eukaryota, Metazoa, Mollusca, Bivalvia, Ostreida, Ostreidae. The transcript is spliced from 8 exons. Gene Ontology annotation, molecular function: methylthioribulose 1-phosphate dehydratase activity; metal ion binding.
AUAAAGUGAUAUAAAAGAUACCCAGUCCGUAGAGGAUAGGCCUACUUAUCAGCAUGGAUAAACGGUAUCCUGAGGAACAUCCACGAAAUCUGAUCCCAGCUCUUCUGCGGCAGUUUUAUGAUUUAGGUUGGGUAACUGGUACAGGAGGGGGGAUCAGCAUCAAAGAUGGAAAGGAAAUUUACAUAGCUCCUUCAGGUGUCCAGAAAGAGAGAACACAGCCAGAAGACAUGUUUGUACAAACAAUUGAUGAUGAAGACAUAAGUGCCCCUCCGCCCGCUAAAAAGUUAAAGAAGAGUCAGUGUACACCUUUGUUCAUGUGCUCGUACAAAAUGAGAGAUGCAGGAGCAGUAAUACACACACAUUCAAAAGCAGCAGUCAUGGCAACACUUUUGUACCCAGGCACAGAAUUCAGAAUCACCCACCAAGAAAUGAUAAAAGGCAUCAAGAAGUGCAAAUCAGGUCAGUAUUACACAUAUGAUGAAGAAUUGGUGGUUCCUAUAAUAGAAAAUACACCUUUGGAAAAAGAUUUAAAGGAAAGAAUGUCGUGUGCUAUGAAAGAUUACCCAGAAUCCAGUGCUGUUCUAGUUCGUCGCCAUGGUGUUUAUGUCUGGGGAGAGUCAUGGCAGAAGGCGAAAACAAUGUGUGAGUGUUAUGACUACCUCUUUGACAUUGCUGUACAGAUGAAGUCUGUGGGGCUGGACCCCACAGAAGUCCCAGUCCCCCCAAAAGGAGCUUACUUACAAUAAUAUAGCUGACUUGGAAUUCUAGAGUUCUCUGAUUAGUUUUACCAAUUUACAAUGAUUAUAUCCAUGACUAGGAAUGUUAUAUUUCUUUUAUUACUUGUAUUAGUCCAAGGGAGGUUAUGCAUUGGCUAAGCAUCUGUCAUCUGACUGUACGAGAAUCUGCUUUGUCUGUUAACAGUUAAAAUACAUAUAAAGUUGAACUGUGGUAUAUCAGAUGUAGGUAUCUAGAAUAACAUGAAUAUGUGGAAAUGAGAUGGAAGUUCCAACCAUGUUUUUUUUUUAAUGUUUUUUGACCUCAAUAUCUUGACCCCUUUGUUAUCUCGAAGUUUUUUUCUCGGUCCCACUGAGAAAUAACAAGGUUUGACUGUAUUUCAAAAUGCAAAAAGCCUUAUUCUACAGUUUUUAUCUAAUUUUAUCAGGUUUCAUAAAAUUUUGUUUUAUAUAACAUGCAGACUACUUAAGUAUACAUUCCCUAAAAAAGUGUAACCACUUCUACAAAAUUUGUUGAUUGUAAUAAAGUAUGAUGCAAAAAAGGAUGAAGUAAAGAUACAUGUAUGUAAUCCUUCAAGAUUUUUUAAAAUAUGAAUUGGACCUAUAGGUUUGUAAUGUACAGUGCAUCAAGAUGCUUAAAUAAUAAAUAUCUUUUAAUAUCAUUUUUUCAGUUCCAGUAAACAGUAUUGCUGCUGUUUCAGUACUAUAAAUCUAAAAUGAAAAGCUUCAAAAUCAUUUUUGCAGGUCUGUUCUAUAGAAAUUAAAUGAAAAAAAAUAUUACAGUGCACUUUCUUUUCAAUUUCAAAAAGAAAUGUUAUAAGUCAUGUUGUGUUUUAGUUCCUACUUGUCAAGUCCAAACCAGUUGAUUUUCAGUCUCAUCAGGGACUUCUUGGACAUUUAUGUUUUGGUCAUUAUUUGUUGAAUAUUUUAAUUCAUUCAUAAAAAAAAGAAUGUUUCUGA